Vombatus ursinus (common wombat) is the source of this 972-nucleotide messenger RNA. RefSeq names its product CD40 ligand (gene CD40LG). NCBI's taxonomy places the organism in Eukaryota, Metazoa, Chordata, Mammalia, Diprotodontia, Vombatidae. Gene Ontology annotation, biological process: immune response. Gene Ontology annotation, cellular component: membrane. Gene Ontology annotation, molecular function: tumor necrosis factor receptor binding. The transcript is spliced from 5 exons. The record is from RefSeq and is a predicted model, not a curated record. Bases 114 to 875 code for a protein of 253 amino acids.
CUGAGAUGAUUGUGUGCUCUUAACUAAUCCUGAGUAGGGUAGCAAGUACACCAGCCUUCUAAUGCUGCUUCUGCAAGCUCCUCUGUCAGAAGUCAUUUCAACUCAAUCGAAGCAUGAAUGAACCAUACAGCCCACCUGCUCCCCCGGCUGGGAAUACUGUCUCUGCGGCCACCGUGAAAAUCGUUAUGUUUUUACUUACUCUUUUUGUUAUUGCUCAGACUAUUGGAACGGCGUUUUUUGGUGUCUACCUUCAUAGGAGGCUGGACGAGGUAGAAAAGGAGAUACAUCAACAAGACGGCUAUUUGUUCAUGAGGAUACUACAGGAAUGCAACCAGAAAGACUCCUCCACGUUCCUGAACUGCCAGAAAAUUCUAGCCCACUUUCAGAAGCCGUUUAAGCCUGAAGAGAGCCCAACAAAGGAGACCUUUGAGAAGCAGAAAGGGGAUCAGAAACAGCUACCGAUUGCAGCUCAUCUGACAAGUAACACCAACAGUAAAUCAACAGCUGUUCUACAGUGGGCCAAAAAAGGAUAUUACACCGUGAGCGACUCAUUAUCCUAUAGUGAUGGGAAAUUGACAGUCCAAAGCUCAGGAUUUUACUAUAUCUAUUCCCAAGUCACCUUUUGUUCCAACCGAGAAACUUCCAGUGAGGCACCAUUUAUCGCCAGCCUUUGCCUGAAAUCGAGCGGAUCAGAGAGAGUCCUCCUCCGAGCAGCAAAUACCCACACACCCUCUAAACCUUGUAGGCAUCAGUCAAUUCGCCUGGGAGGAACAUUCGACCUGCAACAAGGUGCUUCGGUGUUUGUCAAUGUGACUGAUCCCACCCAAGUGAGUCACGGGACAGGAUUCACGUAUUUCGGUUUAUUUAAAUUGUGAAAAAAAAAAUGUAACUCCUCAUUAUGUGGCCAAAGAUGAUGCCAUCAAUCUUCGCCAUAUAGAAAAAAGCAGUUCAAACUAAACCCUUUGGAACUGA